Priapulus caudatus is the source of this 308-nucleotide messenger RNA. Its product is annotated as paramyosin-like. Gene Ontology annotation, cellular component: myosin complex. The record is from RefSeq and is a predicted model, not a curated record. The transcript is spliced from 2 exons. NCBI's taxonomy places the organism in Eukaryota, Metazoa, Priapulida, Priapulimorpha, Priapulimorphida, Priapulidae. Bases 1 to 285 code for a protein of 94 amino acids.
AUGAAAGUGUCUCUUGGUUUGUCGCAGAUUGAGAGGCAGAGAGCUGAUCUGUCCCUUCAGUUGGUCGAGCUCAACGAUAGACUGGACGAUGCCGACAGCGUCAGCGUGUCCCAGGUUGAGUUGAACAGGAAGCGUGACACUGAACUGUCCAAGCUGCGCAAACUGCUGGAUGACAUCCACGUCGAGAACGAGGAGAGCACAGUAGGCAUGCGCCGUAAGCACUCGGACACAGUCGCCGAACUGAACGAGCAGAUUGAGAUGCUAUCCAAGUCCAAGAACAAGUGAGCAUGCAUACGCGAGUGCGCCAU